AUGGCCACCCACACCAUCAAGCAGCUCUACAAAGUGGGCGAGCUCAUAUUCGCGUUCCACCACUCCUUCCUCUACGAGGCCAAGAUACUCGAGACCGAGGUGCGGGCAGAGACCGAUAAGAGCACAGGCGUCACCGUGAACAAACCCUACUACAACAUCCAUUACCAAGGAUGGAAGGACAGGUGGGACGAGUGGGUGGACCACUCGCGGAUGCUCAAGCACAACCCGUCCAGCGUGCUGAUGCGUAACAAGCUGCUGGAAGAGGUGAUCAACAACAAGACCGCCGCCAAGAAGGGCAAGUCCAGGAGUAAGCGAAAGGCCGCCGAGUUGCGGCACAAGAAUGUGACGCCCAUCGACAUGCCGGCCAAGCUGCAGAAGAGGCUCGUCCGCGAUCAGCGCUUAGUCGCCAGCAAAUGCUUGGUCCCGCUGCCGAGGGAGCCCACCGUUGCCCAGAUCCUCAGCGGCUACAAGGCGCAGCUCAAGGAAGGAGAGCAGCAGGAAGGCGAAAGGCGCUGGCUCAUUCCCGGGUAUGUGUGGGUGGAUGGCUACAGGGAGGUCGAGGUGGUCGAUGGGAUCCAGAAGUACUUUGACGCGGCCCUGGGCAGUUUGUUGCUCUAUCGAUUCGAGCGGAUCCAGUACGCCGAGGCCAUCAAGUCGUUCGCCGGCAAGCGCAUGUCCGAGGUCUACGGCGCCGAGCAUCUCCUGCGACUCUUCGCCCAACUUCCUGAGCUCGUGGCGGAGGCGGGCAUUGACGAAGAAGGCCGCCUGUACAUCAAGGAAAAGGGAGAGGCCAUUCUGGACUACAUCAAGGAGAACAGGAAAACGAUGCUGCUCAAGGACUACGAGGAAUCCUCCCCGGUCUAUCGGCGCAUGGCCCAUUGA
Molecule: messenger RNA, 882 nt
Organism: Acanthamoeba castellanii str. Neff
Lineage: Eukaryota; Discosea; Longamoebia; Acanthamoebidae
Exons: 9
Coding region: 1-882 (293 amino acids)
Biological process (GO): regulation of DNA-templated transcription; chromatin organization
Cellular component (GO): nucleus; histone acetyltransferase complex
Source: RefSeq, a predicted model, not a curated record